This is a messenger RNA of Juglans regia (Persian walnut), 2854 nucleotides long. Its product is annotated as protein MICRORCHIDIA 7-like. Gene Ontology annotation, cellular component: nucleus. The transcript has 20 exons. The record is from RefSeq and is a predicted model, not a curated record. Gene Ontology annotation, molecular function: ATP hydrolysis activity. NCBI's taxonomy places the organism in Eukaryota, Viridiplantae, Streptophyta, Magnoliopsida, Fagales, Juglandaceae. Bases 54 to 2495 code for a protein of 813 amino acids.
CUGCUAUUUUGCUGUCUCUCUGUCACUCUGUUUUUGGUUUCUUCGGAAAGGCUAUGGAGACUGGUGUAAAGAAAGAGUUACAGGAGGCUUCCAGUGCAAGAAACGGCGCCGAGCCGAGCGGACCUGUCCCGGUCAUCGAACUCAGUAGCAGCGGCUCCGACUCCGAUUCAGACGCCGUUCCGAGGAAGAAAGUUAAGGUUUCAGAGAAGACGACGAAGAUGAUGGGACUAGACGGAUUGGGGUUGGUUGUGCAGCCCGGGUUUCUCCGAGUGCUUCCUCCGUCGGAAGCGGCCUCGGCGCUUGCGAGUCCGACAUUGGACGUAUGUUUUGGAGUGCGCGCUGCGAGUGGGCAGAGCUCAUGCAAGCAGUUCUGGAAAGCUGGAGACUAUGAGGGCGCUCCGUCUAGUGACUGGGGUUCGUCCACGGUUGGCAUGGAUCAUGUCAGGGUUCAUCCUAAAUUUCUACAUUCUAAUGCGACAAGUCAUAAGUGGGCUCUUGGAGCUUUUGCAGAGCUUCUGGACAAUUCAUUGGAUGAGGUCGGCAAUGGUGCUACAUCUGUUAAUGUGGAUAUGCUUGUAAAUAAGAAAGAUGGGAGCAGGAUGUUGUUGAUUGAAGAUAAUGGUGGUGGGAUGGAUCCAGAUAAAAUGCGACAAUGCAUGUCAUUGGGGUAUUCUGCCAAAAGCAAAGUAGCAAAUUCUAUUGGACAAUAUGGAAAUGGUUUUAAGACGAGUACCAUGAGGCUUGGGGCAGAUGUAAUUGUUUUCUCACGCUGUUGUGGGAAAGAUGGAAAAAGGCCUACGCAGAGCAUUGGGUUACUGUCUUAUACUUUCUUGAGGAGCACAAGGAAGGAAGAUAUUGUAGUUCCCAUGCUUGACUAUGCAAGAGGGGGGGGACAAGAUUGGAACAAAAUUAUUCGGUCUUCUCCUUGUGAUUGGAGUACAAAUGUGGAAACAAUAGUUCAAUGGUCCCCAUUUUCCAGUGAAACUGAUCUUCUGCGUCAGUUUAACCUGAUGAGAGAUUGUGGUACACGGAUAAUUAUCUACAAUCUUUGGGAGGAUGACCAAGGACUGUUGGAACUUGAUUUUGAUGCUGAUCCUGAUGACAUUCAGAUCAGAGGCGUCAACCGAGAUGAGAAGAAGAUACAAAUGGCAGAGCUUUUUCCCAACUCUAGACAUUUUCUGACGUAUCGACAUUCAUUAAGAAGUUAUGCUUCAAUACUCUAUCUAAGGAUUCCUCCAGGCUUUCGAAUUAUUCUUCGUGGGAAAGAUGUGGAGCACCACAAUAUAGUUAAUGACAUGAUGCUGUCUCAGGAGGUUACGUACCGACCAAAUCCUGGUGCUGAUGUGGGCUCAAACAAUUUGAAUAUGAUUGCUGUCGUAACCAUUGGAUUCGUCAAGGACGCAAAACAUCAUAUUGAUGUUCAAGGAUUCAAUGUUUAUCACAAAAAUCGGCUUAUUAAGCCAUUCUGGAGGCUUUGGAAUACUCCAGGAAGUCAGGGUCGUGGAGUAAUAGGUGUAUUGGAAGCUAAUUUUGUUGAACCGGCUCAUGAUAAGCAGGGAUUUGAGCGUACAACAGUCCUCGCAAGACUUGAGGCACGAUUGAUACAAGUGCAAAAGAAUUACUGGUUGUCUAACUGUCACAGAAUUGGUUAUCAAUCACAUCGUGGUAAUAAACUUGGAGAUGAAGCUGCAAAGGGAGAAACUUCACAUUCAAAAAAGUCUAGCAAGACCCCACAUUCAGUAUCAGAGAAGAACUCUUCAAAGCUAAAUCAGAAGCAUGGAGGAAAAGAAUUGGCAAGAUUUCAGGGAUACGGAAAUGGACAUUGGUCAGAUAAAGAUAGAAAUAGAACAAAGACCCGUACAAAGUCUGGAAAAAGGCGGAUUUCUUCUGAGCCUUCAUACGCAUCUUCUGCAGAAGAUCUGAGUGAUGAGGACAUGCAUAUACUACUUGAGAAACAAGCAAAUGGCAGUGGCCAUAAGACAUUCAAUGCCAUGAGAUCUUUUAGCAAAGAUGGUUUGUGUACGACUAGGUCAUCUUCAUGCAUGAAGGAUACUGAAUCUCAGCUUGAUUCUGCAUCAGGUGGAAGAAAAUCUUCUCCCUCUACACAAUCCCCCUUAAAGGGAGGGGAUGGUAAUUGUAGUGCACAUUCACUUUCAGACUCUGAUUUGCGCACUCUAGAGCUGUUGAAAGAGGAGAAUCAUGAGUUGAGGAAAAGAUUAGAGAAAAAGGAGGGAGAGGUUUUGGGCGAAUUGCUAAGUGAUUUGCAGCAUGAAAGAGACAAGUGUAAAUCUCUUGAAACUCAGCUCCGAACUGUGCUUGGAAAGAUCGAGGAAUUGAACAAUGAACAAGAAAGUCUAAUUGACAUAUUUGCAGAGGAGAGGGAUCGAAGAGAGAACGAGGAGAAAGGUCUGAAAAAGAAGCUACAGGAUGCAAAUCAUACCAUCCAAGAAUUGCGAGACAGGAUAAGGCAGCUAGAAAAAAAUGUAGCCUUCUAACAGCAAACCAGAAUGUUGAGAACCCAAAGCUACACUUCCUCUUUGCUUUCACCAGAAGGUUGUUUGACUGUAUAGAACGUGAUCAGCAGGCCCAGUGUUUUAUGAUGACUUGGCUAAUCAGAGGUUAAGUUUGCAAAGCUUUCUUAGAUAUAGGGUUUUUCUUUUGUAAAGUUGGCCGAUGCUGGCCUUUGGUAGUCUAGAAAGGUAAUGGAAACAGAGACAUGAGCUAUGUAGAGCUGCGGGCACCAAUGAUGGUGUCAAAUUUUGAGUUAUAAAAGGUAUAAAAUGUGCAUGUAAUUCAUGAAGUUUUUCAUCACUCCAUCAUAAUCCAUUGCCUGUAUAAUUUUCAAAGCAUUUUC